AUGAUUUCUUUAAACCACACUGCUGUUAGCCACAGAGUCUUCUACCUGUUGGGCAUCCCUGGCCUUGAAGACCAGCACAUAUGGAUUUCGAUCCCCUUCAUCAUUUCCUAUGUCAUUGCCCUGCUUGGGAACAGCCUGCUCAUCUGCAUUAUUAUCAUAAAGAGCAGCCUCCAUGAACCCAUGUACCUCUUCCUCUGCAUGCUGGCUGGAGCAGACCUCGUGCUCUCCACCUGCAUAGUACCCCAGGCCUUGGUCGUCUUCUGGUUCCAUGCUGGGGAGAUCUCUCUGGAUCAAUGCAUCACUCAGGUUUUUUUCUACUCUUCCACCUUCAUUUCUGAGUCAGGGAUCUUGCUGGUGAUGGCGUUUGACCGCUACAUUGCCAUAUGCUACCCCCUGAGAUACACCACUAUUUUUACAGGUGCACUGAUUGGGAAAGUCGGUAUGAUCAUCUUCUUGAGAAGUUAUGGUACAAUUUUCCCUAUAAUAUUUCUUCUGAAAAGAUUGACUUUUUGUCAAAAUAAUAUUAUUCCACACACCUUUUGUGAACACAUUGGUUUGGCCAAAUAUGCUUGUAAUGACAUUCGAGUGAACAUCUGGUAUGGACUUUUUGUCAUCAUAUCGACAGUGGUCUUAGAUGUCCUGUUAAUAUUUGUUUCUUAUGUGCUGGUUCUCCGUGCUGUCUUCCACAUGCCUUCCCGAGACGCUCGCAACAAAACUCUCAACACAUGUGGCUCCCAUGUCUGCAUCAUCAUCCUCUUUUAUGGGCCUGCGAUCUCCACAAGUCUUAUUCAGCGGUUUGGAGGCCACAUUCCACCUCAUAUCCAUAUCUUAUUGGCUAAUGUCUGCAUUCUGGUUCCACCUAUGCUGAAUCCCAUCAUUUAUGGGAUUAAGACCAAGCAAAUUUGGGAGCAGGUGUCUUACAUAUUUUUAGAAGUUGCCAGCUGGUGCUGCCAAAAGUUUAGCCCUUUCAGGGUCACUCUGGGAAAGCGGGUACUUCUGCGAGUUCAUCCCUUUCUUCCAAACUCACCUGGAUCCCACUCCCAUGAUGUGCUGGAAUCUCUCUUCAGGAAGGCCAGAGUUCUGUAA
Mustela lutreola (European mink) is the source of this 1086-nucleotide messenger RNA. RefSeq names its product olfactory receptor 52B4-like. Gene Ontology annotation, molecular function: G protein-coupled receptor activity; olfactory receptor activity. Bases 1 to 1086 code for a protein of 361 amino acids. Gene Ontology annotation, biological process: G protein-coupled receptor signaling pathway. Gene Ontology annotation, cellular component: membrane. NCBI's taxonomy places the organism in Eukaryota, Metazoa, Chordata, Mammalia, Carnivora, Mustelidae. The record is from RefSeq and is a predicted model, not a curated record. The transcript is spliced from 2 exons.